Molecule: messenger RNA, 861 nt
Organism: Schistocerca americana (American grasshopper)
Lineage: Eukaryota; Metazoa; Arthropoda; Insecta; Orthoptera; Acrididae
Product: glycoprotein-N-acetylgalactosamine 3-beta-galactosyltransferase 1-like
Exons: 6
Coding region: 1-861 (286 amino acids)
Molecular function (GO): N-acetylgalactosaminide beta-1,3-galactosyltransferase activity
Source: RefSeq, a predicted model, not a curated record
AUGCUGGGAUGGCUGCUGGGUGUUUCCUGGCCAGGGCGGCGGCUGCGGCUGGCAAUCUCCGGGCAUCGAGGCCCGUGCAACUACACGCUGUCUGAAUGGGCGCAGCAGCGAGUGCGCAUACUGUGCAUGGUGGCUACGCGGGCUGAGCAGUGGGGACCCAGUGCAGACAUUUCGUCGGAGCAGCUCGAACCACACAACUCGAGCGCCGACGCUGUGCGGGGCACGUGGUGGGCACGCUGCGACCACCUGCUCUUCCUCAGCUCCCGGCCGCAUCCUGUUGUCCCGACAGUAGUGAUGGACACCUCGAAGACUCCAUGGUCGCAGAUGAGAACAGCCUUCGAGUUCGUCGUCAACAAGACUGAAUGGCACUUCGACUGGAUACUCAAGGUCGAUGACAAGGCGUUUGUUGUUAUGGAAAACCUGCGCCGGCUGUUGAUGACAAGAGCGCCGUACAGAGCUCUCUUCACUGGUGCCCUGCUAGGGGACUACAAGAAGACCGCCAGCGCCGGGUACGUCAUCAGUCGUGAGGCUGCGAGCAGACUGGUCACUGCAGGCCCCAAUCAUACUCUGUGCCACAGCACCACUGAAGAGGAAGAAGGACUAGUGCUGUGUAUGGCAGCAGUGGGUGGGCAGUUCUUCAUAGCCAAGGACGACUACGGCCUGUGUGCAUUCUACGAGGUGCCACCAGAGGCACUCAUGGAGGACGUCCUUCAGGGCAAGAGAGUGGACCAGUGCUGCUCGACGGAGCCCGCAUUGUUCUCCGGCCUGCUACCUGGCGAGCUGCGGGCAACCUACUACCUGCUGUACCGCCUCAAGCCGCGUCAUCCCACAACCUGCGGCACUUUGCCAAGGCUCAAAUAG